AAUCAACACUUUUUAAAGAAAUACUCCAAGCAUUUGUUCUCUCUUUCAUUAAUUGCGCUACCUCACUUGAAAAAGAAAUUAAAAAACAAUAGUGAACAAAUUUAUCAAAAUUCCUAAAAAUUACCAAAAGUCAAUUUUUGGGCCAGAAGUUUCAUAUUAUGAGCUUCUGUUAAUAACAAGCUCUUAUGCAGAAAUUCUUAGCGUUAUUCUUGGCGGUAAAAAGAUGUGCUUGUAGUUGGUGCCUCUUCAAAUUCAAAAGCUGGCAACAUUGCCAAGAACAUAACUGUUCACCACUGCGAAUUGCCAAAAGUGUACAGUUUGUUCUCUGGCGUGCGUGCAUUCAGUAAAAGCUUGAUAAAAGCCAAGAGGGAAUGUUGCAUUGAAUGUGUCAGUGGACUUCAUAGAGCACAAAGCAAUCUGGUUUGGCUGAAGCCAACAAAGGAAGCUGCAAGUAUGUUAAAUUUCAUCAAAGACGUAAUGGCUCCAACAACGCGCAGCACAAAGUCCGAAGACAAUAAAGAUGGCGGCAUUUGUACCAAAAUCAAAACUACUGCAAAUAGUGUGAAUGAAUCUAAGCCUCCUCCGCAAAUGAAGGGCUACAAAGUCACAGACAACGAACGUUCUAAAAAAUACGGCAUUGGUGCAAAUUCGUGCCAAAUGCUCAAGGACAAGGCGAAAUUGAAGUUUCCUAUUAAAGAUUUAAGGAUGUAUCUGUCCACUGAUGGCUUUGAAGUAUCUGAUGAUGAUUACUUUCAGACCUUAGCGCCACAAACUCUUUUCAUUAUCGCUGGACCGGAUGAAAUCAUAACAACAGAUGCCGACUUUGAAUUCGAGAAGCUACGCAAAACAUCGCCUUUGCUUCGUGUUGCCGAUAUUAUUUAUGAAUUUAUCGAACAAAACCCGGAGCAAUUCCGUAAAAUGAUUACAGACUAUGAAAAUCGUAAGAUUUGUCGCCAAGAAGCGCUCGACAAUAAACAAGCGUACCACAGCAAAACUCAGCUUAGUCUGCGCACACAACAUAGUGAAUGGUUCGAGGGUCAAGAAGAACGCUGCCAUUCCAAAGAAGAGGCAAUGGCGCGUCGUGCACAAGACCGCAUGCGCAGUUACUACUAUAAAACAAAAGAGGAACUUACACGCAAUAAACUAUAUCGGCAAAAUCUUAAAGCACGUCACGUAAUCGAUGCUGUACUGGAACAAUUUCGUUACCUUCUCAUUGGUUGCGAUUACUUCUCGAUGUUAUUCGAUCGUAAGUGUCCGAAAAAGCAUGAAAUCUUGCAGCAGCAUCUCGAUGAUGAAACGGACGCCAGUGCAAUGUUGCCAAAUAAACGUCUGCGUCAGGUCAUCAAAGAGUACACAGCACGGCACAAGAUAUUAGACGAAUGGUCAGUGUCACUCUGCACCGAGCUGGGAGAUUUUUAUUGCCAGGGUAGCUAUUCGGAUAAUGGUAAUUGUUGUGCGCUAAAGCACACGAUCAAUCCUUAUGCGUCACGUGAGAAUUUGAUACUCUUCCAAGUGUGGAAUUUGGAUCAUCAAAUUGAGUUGUCACGUUCUAUACUGCCGGCGUUAAUUGAGAAUGUACGGGUGCUGGUAGAGCAACCACAACGAAAGUGCACAUUGCAUAAUAAGUGCGUCAUUGACAUCUCAGUAUUGGAAUACUUUUUAGAAAUAUUUUCAUUGAAAAAUUUGAAAUUAGUGCAUAUCGUAUGUCAUGAUAAAACGCAACGGGCGAACAAAUCCAAUGGGCGUUUGGUGUGUGCGCAAUGCCACGAGUACAAAAUUGUGCAGGAGUUGAUGGGUGUGCGCAGUAACGAGGAAGCAGUUAAGGCAGCAAGUUAAAAAUUAAAAAAUAUUGUAUAUAUAUGGUAAUAUAAACACCACAAGGUAGGUGCAACAGUUAUUAGAAAUGACAGAAGAAUAAUAAUGGAGAAUACGAAGUAGCUAAAAGCUUUCGAAGUAAAAUUAUAAAACGAAAUUUUGUUCUUCCAUAUAAGUUUAAGCUCUUGCGUACUUAUACUACUUUAUAUUAUGUAUAUUUUUACAAGCCAUAUUUGCUUAUGGUUUUACCAAGCAUUUGAAUAUUGCAUAAGUGCAUUAUUUUCAUAUUUAGAACAAAAUACAUUUAAAUUAAGUCAAGGGGGGUUAGGGGUAGUCAGAGGUCUGAAAAAAUGAUGAUUUUCAUAAAAUAUUUUUUUCUAGUUGUAGCAGCAUAAACAAUCCCCAUACAUAUACCGGGAAUGCUGCUGAUUUGACAGGCUAUGAAUCCGGGUCGUACCGAUUACGUGGAACCGACUGUUGUGGGAAGGUUUUUUUUGCUAGUCAAUUGCUUUAUUUUAAUAAAAUAAAAACAUGGUAUUAACACAUCAUAUUUCGACUUCACUGUAGCAAAAUUUCAAAAAAAAGAAAAAAAAAGUUAUCGCUGUUUGUGUGGAGCCCUUUUCUCUAGGAGCCCCUUGCGGUCAUCAUCACAAGUCCUUGGAGAUUCAUCUAAAAUCAAUCGGGCAAGAGAAAUUAGUUUUAUUCAAAGUUAAUCUUGUGUCUGAUCGAAGCUUUUGGUUUUUUUAAAUUUACAAUAUAGUGGCCUCAGUAAAUAUUUUUCAGAUUUUGGAGAAAAUACCGGCAAUUAUUAAAAAAAAAUCGAAAUUUUUUCCAAAAAAAAAAUCCUUCGUUAGGCACGAGUCUUUUAUGUUUUUCAAAAGCAGUAUACAUUUUAUUGAAAUCCACCAAGCGGUUUUUAAGUUACAGUGGUCACCAGUUCAAAAAAACAUAGUUUUGAUAAAAACGCAUUUAAAGUUUUGCGAACGCUCCGGAGCGCUCUUUGUUAAGUAAAUUUUCACAAAAUAUUUUUCAGAAAUUAUACUUUAAGAAAAAACAAAAAAAAAAAAAUCCAUUUUUUUUUAAUUCUGACUUCCCGUAACCCCUUAAGGCAAAUAUCUUCUUCUAUGGCUUGAAAGUAUUUACGAAUAGAUUGCGCUAACUGCAUACAUACACACAUAUAUAAGAGUUUUCGAACUGCACCAAUCUCGCGAAUUUACGAUUUGCACCCUACUUAACUUCAAAACUGCACAUUUCGGCCAACAAAAUUUUGCCUCUACUGAUUAUGUCGAGUUUUGUGUUGUUUGUGGAAGGAUCAUAGUGUAAUGAUACAAAGUGUGAUAGAUAGCAAAGACACUCGUUUUCAGUUUGCAUACUUGCCACUUACAUAGUAUUUUUUUUUCAAGUAGUUUCAAAAAUGGAAAUAAGUGUUACAACUAGACUAAUUUUAAGAGCACUGCUGCUCUAUACCAAUAAAACUGGAUUAUUUUAUACUGUAUUAAGCAAGCGAAACGCUUUAACAAACUUAGUUUAUUUCAAUAUAUAGUAUAUAAGACUUCUUGUCCGUGAUAACAAAGAAAUUUGAAUAAUAAUAUUAGUGAUGAUAUUUGAUACACGCCACCCUGUUGCAUCUUCGAUUGACUUAACGAGUCUGAUCGUGUUACCACAAUAAGGAAACUUGAUGUUUUUGUUUUGAUGAAUUUAGGAUCGCACGCGGUGUUUUUUGGACGUCGCACAUAGGUAGAUUUUGAAGAUUUAGGCGGCCAAAAAUAUUUGACUGCAUAUAUCGUCUUAAAACUGUUUAAUAACUAGAAAUUUAUAAUAAUUUGUUUUACUGA
Messenger RNA from Anastrepha obliqua, 3650 nucleotides. RefSeq names its product DNA fragmentation factor subunit beta (gene Drep4). Bases 454 to 1836 code for a protein of 460 amino acids. Gene Ontology annotation, biological process: apoptotic process; apoptotic DNA fragmentation. The record is from RefSeq and is a predicted model, not a curated record. The transcript has 5 exons. Gene Ontology annotation, molecular function: DNA endonuclease activity. Gene Ontology annotation, cellular component: nucleus; cytoplasm. Lineage: Eukaryota; Metazoa; Arthropoda; Insecta; Diptera; Tephritidae.